CGUGUUUCUUCUUCCUUCCUGUUCCUCCUUCUGCUGUGAGGCAGCAAGCGACAAGCACAUCCGGUGGCUCCUGGGGGCAGAUGGUGAAGUCUGGGUCUGGAUCAUGGGAGAAGGUCCUGGUGACAAGCCCUACGAAGAGAUCUCUGAGGAGCUGAUUGCAGAGAGGGCGAGGCUGCAGGCACAGAGGGAGGCCGAGGAGCUCUGGAGACAGAAGGAGGCAGAAAUCACCAAGAAGUUCCGGGAUGCUCUGGCCAAUGAGAAAGCCCGGAUCCUGGCGGAGAAGUGGAAAGUGGAGAUGGAGGACCGGAAGGCUGCCAAGGUCCUGGAGGAACGCAUCCGUGAGGAGUUCAAGAGGAAAGAGGAAGAGGAGAGGAAGCGAGGAGAGGAGCAGAUUCGCCUCCGGGAAGAGCAGAGGGCCAAGGAACUCUACUGGACCCUGAAGCAGGCCCAGCUGCAGAGCCACGCCCGCGAGAACGAGGAGCGCGAGUGGGAGGAACAGCUGCGCAGGUCCAAGGCCGCGGACGAGGAGAGGAGCUGCCGAGCUCAGCGCGCCAGGGACGAGUACCGGCGCCACUCCCUCCGCGCCAUCCAGAAGGGCACGGUCGCCGGCCUCAGCUCCAUGUUCCGAGAGCUUGGCCAGAGCCACGAGCAGGAGGCCAGACUCUACCACCACCUCCCAGGCCCCGGGCCUCCGCCACGCCUUGCCAUACCUGUCAGCAGGACCUGGGAGCGCCCACUGAGACCUGUCUCCAGAGAAGUCAUAGUCCGCUGGUUUAAGGAGGAGCAGCUGCCUCGCAGAGCUGGCUUUGAGAGGAACACCGAGUCCAUCGCCCCCUGGUUCCACGGAAUUAUUAGCCGAGAAGAUGCAGAAGAUCUCCUCGAGAACAUGACGGAGGGAGCAUUUUUGGUCCGGGUCAGUGAGAAAAUCUGGGGCUACACCCUCUCCUAUCGCCUGCAGAAAGGGUUCAAGCACUUUCUUGUGGACGCCUCUGGGGAUUUUUACAGCUUCCUGGGAGUGGACCCCAAUCGCCAUGCAACGCUCACCGAUCUCAUUGAUUUCCACAAGGAGGAAAUUAUCACUGUUUCAGGGGGAGAGCUGCUGCAGGAACCCUGUGGACAGAGGGACAGCCCACCAGACUACCAUCUGUUGUUUGAAUGAUUCCUUCCCCUCUCUCCCUUAUCAAUUGGACUUCUUUGGGCAUCCAGUUUUUGAACUCAACUUAAGAACUUCCCAGCUCAAAUCCUUAUGGCCUUCUGGAAGAUCUACCACCAUCCAGAGGAUUAAGUAGAUUAGUAUGUCUCAAGGGAUAUGAAAUAUAUGUGCUAUUGGUCCCCGUCCCAAUGCCCAGGACAGAAAUUGCUAAUAGCUGAUGCAACUCUUUCAUGAAGAGUUUAGUUAUGACUUCAUGAAGCCUAUUUGCCAUGGCCACCCUAAGCUGAGCCCCUAGAGCACAUGGGUCAUGUUUUAAUAAUCCAAAAUAAUUCCAGUGCCGAACUCUGAAUUUAACUUAUGGUAGACAUUUAAUAAAUGUUUGUUGAAUGAAUGCAAUUCUUCUGAAAGUCUUCCAACACUAAUCAGCAAUGUUUUCUAGUAAGUUAUUUCCUACCUGUUCUGUCUAUAAAGUCAUGGAGAGUAUAGAAGAAAUAUUGCAAAGGAUUUUAUAUGGAAAAUAUAGAUGCUACAUCUUUAAUGAUGUACAUUAUUGCCCUCAUUGAUUUUAUCAUUGGAAUAAUUACCUAAGGCUUCUGAGACCCAGCUUCCAGAAUAGGCGGCUGAUACUGCCCUGCCUUCUAUAUUUGCCUCUUCUUCUGCCACCCAUCCUUGGUCUUGGAAGCAUAUCUUGACCCUGGUUUUGCAAUAUUGAGUCAGUGGUUUCAUUUAUUUGCAUAGAUGUGCCCAAAACCUGGGAUGAAUUAUAAAUUCAAGAAAGCCUUUGCUCUCUAGGAGUUUACCCUCUUGAUGUAGGUUGCCCAAAUGAUUACUUCUGCCUUCCUGGUCAUUUUGAGUCUGAUCCUUGUGUUCACUUAAUCUGAGUAUGGUUUUCAUAUCAAUGAGAUUCUUCCAGUGACUCGUCAGUAACUCUCAGGGAUAGUGUCUUCGUGCAUACUCAGGUUCUCACGUUUAUGGACGAUCAGAGAUAGCGUGUUAUGGUGGGAAUAUUUUAGUGGAAUCAAGCAGACUUGUGUUCAACUCCCUACCCUGGACUUACUAGUAUUUUAAUGUUGGCAGCAUCAUAUUGGUGGGAGUGAAAGGAUGGAUGGGCUCUGAUCCUUGUCAGUGGACAGCCAUACCUUACUUGACAGUCAUGUCCCACACCACUUACGCUCUCCUUCACCUCCUGCUUCCCCUACUCUUCACAUUCUUGGCCACUUGCUUCACUCUGGUCACUACCACUGCAAGGCAUUCUGCCUGGACUCUGUUCUUCCUUACGGGGUCCAUCAGCUUCAUGUGAGAUGAGCCAAUGCCACCUUGCCCCAUGUGGUGCUUUGGGCCCCUCAUCUCCUAUUGCUGCAGUUGCUGAAGACACUGUGCACCCAUCAAGAGCAGGGCAGUUAACUCUGCAUGUGCAGCGAACCUUGGAUCAAUGGGAGACAGCAGCUGGUAGAUUACUUCUUCCCCCUUCCUCCUGCUGGGGGGCUGUUCGGACAGGCAGUUCUUCUGACGACCUCUGAGAAGACAGUCCUGCAAGAUGGAGCAACUCGUCAGGAUGAAACCAAGGAGUGGCCAGAUGAGGUCCGCCCCCUCCUGUCUGUCCCUCCUCCUCCUCUGCCUCCUUCUCCAGCUCCUCUGGGCUGGCCACCCCUGAAUUAAGUGGCAGCAUAUAGGCAUUUGCUACAGGCUCUGCCUUUGAGGGAAGCCAGGGUAAGGACCCAUCAUAUAAAUGUGUUCGAUAAUGUCAGCCUCGCAACCUGGCUUCUAUCUUGCUCUCUCCCAGGGCCCCCGAAUUAAUAAAAGAGAAGGCGGAAACUUGCUUCUUGAAUGCUAAGAUGCUUUAAAACCUUCACUGAUUAUGGUCAGAUUUUCUUGUAAUAGUCUUCCAUUCUAGGAGCCUCAGAGGAACCGAAUUUUGGUUUUGGCCAUGCUACUUACAAACUAUGUGACUUUGUUCAAGACGUUCAACCUUGUGAAGGCUCAGUCUACCCGAGAAGAGGAAUUUCUGUGUGGCCGCCACUAGUUGUUUUUUUUUUUUUGGUGGGUCACUUAAAUGAGCAAUAUGCAAGCUCUGUCUAAAUGAGAGGCAUUGCUGGUAACAGAAACAGCAACAAUUAUUUUGGGCUUAGCAGUGAUGUGGCAGGGGAAUAUGGUGUGAUGAUUUUCAAGGUGUUGGAAGAAACUUCCUAUUCCAAGCACCAGCAGCAGCUCUGAGAGCCGAGCAGGCUGGGCUGAGAACCCGAACCCCUGAGCUGUUGUUCCUGUCACCCCUAAUUAAUAUGUGAGAGACAACAGCUGAGGUUUCUAUGCCUAACACAUUUAUUUCAUCUUAUUUGGGGCCUGCACUUUCUGCAUGUCUCAUAUAUUUUAGGUUUUACCUGGCCUUAAAAUAAAUUCCUUGUAAGUUGUCCUGCAAAUGAAAUUACU
Leptonychotes weddellii (Weddell seal) is the source of this 3580-nucleotide messenger RNA. The record is from RefSeq and is a predicted model, not a curated record. Lineage: Eukaryota; Metazoa; Chordata; Mammalia; Carnivora; Phocidae.